Messenger RNA from Setaria italica (foxtail millet), 2829 nucleotides. Its product is annotated as glucan endo-1,3-beta-glucosidase 5. NCBI's taxonomy places the organism in Eukaryota, Viridiplantae, Streptophyta, Magnoliopsida, Poales, Poaceae. The record is from RefSeq and is a predicted model, not a curated record. Gene Ontology annotation, cellular component: plasma membrane. Gene Ontology annotation, biological process: carbohydrate metabolic process. The transcript is spliced from 2 exons. Bases 178 to 1677 code for a protein of 499 amino acids. Gene Ontology annotation, molecular function: hydrolase activity, hydrolyzing O-glycosyl compounds.
ACCCUUCCAUCCCAUCUCAUCUCCUGCCGCCCAGGGGAACGAACGACCCUAUAUCUUCACGGCCAUCGUCAGUUCACACCUGCAGGCUGCAGCGCACAAAAACAUAAACCACCGGCGCAGGUGCAACACCCCCCAGCAGCCAGCGGCAUCAACAGAAGGUACUCGUCGUCGGCGAAGAUGGGGUCGUGCGCGGCGCUGCGUGCGCUGGCGGUGGUGCUGUGGGUGGCGGCGGCGUACCCGGUGUUGUUCCGGGCGCGGCCCGUGCAGGCGCUGGCGGCCAACUGGGGCACCCGCGCGCUGCACCCGCUGCCGGGGGACAUCACCGUGCGCCUCCUCCGCGACAACGGCUUCGACAAGGUGAAGCUCUUCGAGGCCGACCAGCCCGCGCUCCGGGCGCUGGGCCACUCGGGCAUCCAGGUCAUGCUGGGCCUCCCCAACGACCUCCUCGCCGGCGUCGCCGCCAGCGUCAACGCCGCUGAGCAGUGGGUGCUCCAGAACGUCUCCGCCUACGUCUCCAGGUACGGCGUCGACAUCCGCUACAUCGCCGUCGGCAACGAGCCCUUCCUCAAGUCCUACAAGGGCAAGUUCGAGGCCGCCACGCUGCCCGCCGUCCAGAACGUGCAGGCGGCGCUCGUCAAGGCCGGCCUCGCCCGCCAGGUCCGCGUCACCGUCCCGCUCAACGCCGACGUCUACGAGUCCCUCGACGGCAGGCCCUCCUCCGGCGACUUCCGCCCCGACAUCUCCGGCCUCAUGGUCAGCCUCGUCCGCUUCCUCCUCGACAACGGCGGCAUCCUCGCCAUCAAUAUCUACCCCUUCCUCUCCAUGGACGCCGACCCCAACUUCCCCGUCGACUACGCCUUCUUCCCCUCCCCCGGCGCGCCGCCGUCCCAGGCCAGCGUGCAGGACGGCAACGUGCUCUACACCAACGUCUUCGACGCCAACUACGACACCCUCAUCGCCGCACUCGAGAAGCACGGCCUGGGUUCCAUCCCCGUCGUCGUGGGGGAGAUCGGAUGGCCCACCGACGGCGACAAGAACGCCAACGUCGCCGCCGCGCAGCGCUUCAACCAGGGACUCUUCGACCGCAUCAUCGCCGGCAAGGGCACCCCGCGCCGCCCCCAGAUGCCCGACGUCUACGUCUUCGCGCUGCUCGACGAGGACAACAAGAGUGUCGACCCCGGCAACUUCGAGCGCCACUGGGGCGUCUUCAACUACGACGGCACGCCCAAGUACCGGCUCAACCUCGCCGGCGGCCGCCCGCUCGUGCCGGCCAAGGGCGUCCGGUACCUCUCCAAGCAGUGGUGCGUGCUCCGCCCGGACGCCAGCCCGACCGACCCGUCCAUCGCCGGCGCCGUCCAGUACGCCUGCCAGUACUCAGACUGCACCAGCCUCGGCGGCGGCUCAUCCUGCGGCAACCUCGACGCGCGCGCCAACGUCUCCUACGCCUUCAACCAGUUCUUCCAGGCGGCCAACCAGCAGAAGGCCGCCUGCAACUUCAACAACCUCUCCACCAUCGUCACCACCGACCCGUCCCAGGGGACAUGCAGGUUCGAGAUCAUGAUCGACACCGGCCGACACGAGCUCACCGGCAAGUCGGCCGCCGGCAGGGUGGGUUCCUCCUGGUGGAGCGCCGUGCCGCUAGUGCUCGGCUUCGUCAGCCUCGUGGUCGCGUGGUGAGAGACUGCAAUGCAACGGAUGGAGCUCCUCAACGACUAGAAGCUAGCUAGAAAUGGCCAUUAUUCUUUAAUUUUUCUUAUACUAACUAACAGAUCAAUUCGUUAAGGAUAUUCUUGGUGGUAAUAAGUAUCCAUUUACCAUUGGGGAUUAUCGGCUAAGGGUAGCUUCUGUUACUUGGAAAGGGAUUAUUGUACUGUAUCAUACUCAUUGGAGGAUUCUUUCUGAUGUACAUAUAUACAUGACAGAGAAAUUGAUAUGCAAUUUGGUUGGAAUGUGUGGCUAUGUCCCUCUCUGUUGAUGCUCUUCUUGGAUUUAUGGAUAUGGUUCAGAGUUUCAGACUUCAUAGUUACAUUUAAAGAUGGGGGUGCGGUUCAGCCCAUCGGUUCGCUGAACCGACCCAUAAAACUGAUUCUAAUGGGCUCCUUUUCUAAACCGUGAACCCAGUUUGGAUCGAUGGAUCAGAAUCACUCGAACCUUAGGAUCGAGUGGUUCGACCCACUCCCCCUCGGCAUCUUCCUUCCAAGCAGCGGCGGCGCUCAUGGAGACGCCCCCCAGUUCAUCGGCGGCCACGUUCCUCCGUCGGCACCAUCCCAACUUCUCCCGCCGGCCAUGCAGGAGACCGUGCCGCCACGCUGCAGCAGAUCCCCGCUGCGCUCCUGUUGUCGACGCCUUCCUCGCCCCUGCCAUCACGCUCCGCCGGCAGCACCUCGUCACGCUUCGCCGCCUCCUCAAGCGUCUCCACUCCUGAAGCUGCCCCUUCCCCCUACGCACUAACCCGUGCCACCAUUCCUAAGGGACACGCCAAACCAGGAAUCCAUGGUGUAGUAGCAGGCUCUGGUUAGCAAGCAUUGUCCAUAGCAAAGGCAAGGUACCACACGACCUGAGCAGUAAGAAAAUGCACACCCUAAGCAACAAUGUGAAUUUUCAGAUCUGUAUGGCUCUAAGGGUAGAUGCUAGACUAAAGAAAGUGUAACCAAGAUCAGUAUAAUGUGAUAGAUGCUCCUAUUUUGGAUAGGAGUCAAACUCUGAAAGUGAUCUAGUUUUUGAUGAGCAAGUCAAGAUUUACUUGUAGUUGUGUGCUUGGAGCAGUUCUAAACUCUAAUUACUGGGUGUAAAUGUGUAAUGUGUAAAUAACCAAUCAAGUCCAAUUCA